AUGUGCAUAACGGUUGAUAAUGCUAGCUCAAAUGAUACUGCAAUUGGGUAUAUGAGAAGGAAAAUAAAUGGGUGGAAAACUAGGAUUCUUAAGGGUCGUCUCCUUCACAUGCGCUGUGUUGCACAUUUUGUUAAUUUGGUUGUUUCUGAUGGGUUGAAAACUGUUAAUGAGUCGGUUCAACGUGUUAGGCAUGCUAUUAGGUUUAUCAAACAAUCUCCUGCUAGGUUGCAAAGGUUUAAAAAAUGUGUCUUAGAUGAAAAAAUCAACACAAAAAAGGGAUUGUGCCUUGAUGUGCCUACUAGGUGGACCUCCACCUAUUUGAUGUUAAAUGCUGCUAUUGAGCUUGAGGAUGCUUUUGAGAACUAUUCUGAGGAAGACCCUCACUAUGUAGUUGAUUUGAAUGAGAGGGAUGGUAAGGGUAGCCCUGAUUCUGAUGAUUGGAAUAAUGUGAGAAGACUUUCUAAAUUUCUACAAGCCUUUUAUGAUCUGACCUUGCAUGUCUCUGGCUCUUUAUAUGUCACUUUGAAUUUGUUUUUUCAUGAAUCGGUGAGUGUUGUUGUACUUAUGAAAGAUUUGGUUUCAAGUGAUGAUCUAGAUAUGUGUCUUAUGGCUUGUAGAAUGAAAGAAAAAUAUGAAAAGUAUUGGGGUGAUCCAGAAAAAAUAAACCUCCUGAUUUUUAUUGUCGUUGUCCUUGAUCCUCAUUAUAAGGUUGAUUAUGUUGAGUGGAUGAUAACUGAAAUUUAUGAUCCUAUUAUUGAAUCAAAGUUGGUUGAUAAUGUGAAGGAAGCUUUGAAUGCUUUGUAUGAGGAGUAUCGUGUUUCUACUGCUAAUGAUGUGAAUAGGGAGGAAGUGUCUUCAGGUAAGGAUGACAAAACUCCAUUGAGACCCAAACAUAAGAAGAUUGAAGUCUUAAAGAAUAAGUAUAAGAAACACAAGUGUGAGAGGGAUGGAGAUGCAAAAAUAGAGUUAGACAAAUAUUUGGAGGAGGAUACGACGGAGGAUAUUGAUGAAUUUGACAUUUUGAGCUGGUGGAAGUUCAAUUGUUCAAGGUUUCCUACUGUGGGGAAAAUUUCCCGUGAUGUUCUUGCUGUCCCUGUUUCGACAGUAGCUUCUGAGAGUGCAUUCAGCACUGGGGGCAGGGUUCUAGAUCAGUUUAGGAGCUCAUUAACUCCCCGAGUUGUAGAAGGUCUUGUUUGUGCUCAAAAUUGA
This is a messenger RNA of Chenopodium quinoa (quinoa), 1209 nucleotides long. RefSeq names its product zinc finger BED domain-containing protein RICESLEEPER 2-like. Bases 1 to 1209 code for a protein of 402 amino acids. Gene Ontology annotation, molecular function: DNA binding; protein dimerization activity. NCBI's taxonomy places the organism in Eukaryota, Viridiplantae, Streptophyta, Magnoliopsida, Caryophyllales, Amaranthaceae. The transcript has a single exon. The record is from RefSeq and is a predicted model, not a curated record.